Molecule: messenger RNA, 657 nt
Organism: Mytilus trossulus (common blue mussel)
Lineage: Eukaryota; Metazoa; Mollusca; Bivalvia; Mytilida; Mytilidae
Exons: 1
Coding region: 1-657 (218 amino acids)
Source: RefSeq, a predicted model, not a curated record
AUGGAUGAUGACGCUGCAACCAUGUCAAAAGCUAGGGAAGUAUUGGGACACGAGUUGGAAAAAUGGAGCGACAUUGGUCACUCCAAAAAGUCGGUAGGAAAGGCAUUGUACAACUUACAAAAUAAGCACAAGAUAUUGAGUACACGUGUCAUACAGUAUUUUCAGAAAUGUUUUUCGUAUGCUGUCACUCAAAAUAAAGAUAAUGCUUCAGGGUUAAAGGAUGCACUGCAAGCAAUAGUUGAACAUGCAUUUGGAAAUCACGUCAAGUGUGGUAACUGGUGCAAAGCAGGAAAUGUAGAUUAUACAUAUAAAUCACUUCCACAUGGCAAACCUUUCGAAAAGGAAUCGCUGUAUGUUGACUUAUCCGUUAUAUUCAAACCUGUUGCUAACCAUUCCGAGAAACUUGCCCCUGGAGGCUCCACAAGAGAUGUAGAAUCUACCAACAAUAUAUAUGCAAGUAAAGCCCACAAGCGCACAUGUUACAGUACAAGUGAAUCCCUUGAAAAUAGGAUUGCUGCUGCAGCUGCACAAAAAAAUCUAGGGUAUAACUAUAUGGAAGAUGUUUUUGUAAAGGCACAUUUAUCACCAAGUAAAAUUUUGGAAGUUAACUGUCAAAAAUUAUCAAAAGAAAGAAAACGCCAGUUGAAAUUUGAAUGA